Molecule: messenger RNA, 2059 nt
Organism: Biomphalaria glabrata
Lineage: Eukaryota; Metazoa; Mollusca; Gastropoda; Planorbidae
Product: transcription factor HES-1-B-like
Exons: 3
Coding region: 188-1468 (426 amino acids)
Biological process (GO): regulation of transcription by RNA polymerase II; anterior/posterior pattern specification; regulation of neurogenesis
Cellular component (GO): nucleus
Molecular function (GO): DNA-binding transcription factor activity, RNA polymerase II-specific; protein dimerization activity; RNA polymerase II cis-regulatory region sequence-specific DNA binding
Source: RefSeq, a predicted model, not a curated record
CCCCUCUCGUGUGACUAAGGCCAGGUCUCAGAGAAACGUGCGGUCGGGCCCGUACAUAUAAACCCCUCGAAGGUCCAUCGGAAUUUGUCAUUUGCUAUCAGCGCUCUAGAAGCAACACUUGUGUUAGGAAGGAGAGAUAAAAAAAAUUGUUUACAUCUAACUUGUGUGAUUUAUUCCGUUAUUGGAUAUGACUAUGGCGACUUCAACAAUGCCUUCUCCAACUCGAACGGGUGUAUCCGCCAGAAAGACAAACAAACCUUUGAUGGAAAAGCGCAGACGUGCUAGAAUCAAUGACAGUUUGUCACAGCUUAAGUCCCUUGUUAUCCAAAGCAGCAAAAAAGAUAGUUCUCAGUUCAACAAGCUGGAAAAGGCUGAUAUCCUGGAGUUGACUGUCAAGUACCUUCGCAACCUCCAGAGCCAGCAGCAAGAGCAAAUCACUUCCAACAGCGAGCAGUCGUUGGGUGGCAAGUACCAGGCUGGUUUCAUGGAGUGUGCCAAUGAGGUCAUCAGGUACCUCAGCCAGUCUCAGGGCUUCAGCGAUGACACCAAAGCAAGGGUUGUCAAACAUCUGGCUAGCUGUAUUCAGUUAGCCUCUAAGGCUUCCUUUGCCAAGCCUGUCUCACAGAACAUUUCACAGGGCAAUGCACCUGCUGUUUUGACCACUUCACAGCCUGCCAGCAGUGGUCAGCUCUCAAAUGGACAAAUUGUUCAGAUUGUGAAUACCCAGUACCAGCUGAAACCCCAAGGACUUAGCCAAUAUCCAGCCAAUGCUCCAGUUCAUCAGAUUUCUUCCUCUUGUUUGCCAUCACUGCAAGUGUCAAAGCCUUCCUCUGCCGAACCAACUCCAUACAUUCACAUCACUCAGCCACUUCAUAUUCAGAUCCCCCCAGUACUCUCUCCAGUGCUUGUCCAGCCCAAGGUAGUGAGUAAAGCCCCUCAGCAGCCAAUCAGUGUUAAGCAAGAGAGAGUCAUGGCAGUGUCCACCCCAUCCCCUGUCCAUGAAAGAUCACAAUCACCCGCCCCUCUUCCACUCACCAAACAUCUAUACUACCAACAAGAAGAUGAGUACUUAAGGUCAAGGACAUACUCCAUGACAUCCUCUUCAUCGUCAGAAUCUGAGAUGACAUCGCCUCUAAAUCUCUCACAAUCUCCUCAGUUCUAUGACUCACGCAGGGACUCGAGCUAUGCCCACAGCAAGUACCCCAGUCCGCAGCCAGAUUACCACCAAACUGGCCCAGUGUCAUACUCCAGCGACAAGCUCUCUCCUUUCCAAUACAAGUCUGACAGUGGCAUGUACCCAGGACAUUACACAUCUGUGAUUGUAGAUGGGCGCAAAGGCCUGAUCGACACUGCCACUCUCAAAUACAUGAACAUGGUUAUGGAGGAUGACCGCCACUGCUUUCGCCAAGAAGGGUCCACAUCACCAGCUUCCUCUGUCGGAGAUGAACGCCUCUGGAGGCCUUGGUGAACAAAUCUGAUAAACUAUUUAACAUUGUUUUUGCCAAGCAUUAAAAACUUUUACAUUAAGAAAAAUUCAAUUAUGAGGGCUAAAUCUUAAAGAUGAAUAUUGUUGAUGUUAUCAAACUUCUAAGACUACAUUACUGUCACUAUGUAAAUCAAAUGUCUAUACUGUCCAUAUAUUUUUGUUGGCAUGUAAUGGCUUGGUUUAUGUAUACAUUUAUAGUUUCCAAAUCUUUCAAAAGUUGACUACCGUACUUAACAUUCCAAGACAUAUUUACUUGAACAGAGAUGAUUGAAUGCAUUACUUCAUAUAAUGUUGUUAUAAAAGUCUAUUUCAACCAUACAUUCUGGGAUGAUUUGUAAGUCCUCAAUGUUAACUCUUGUUGUAUAUUCUCCUAUAGCAUAUUGUGAUAUUUUAUAUUUCUCAUAACAGUUUAUUUCCUAUUCAUAAUGUGAAUGAGUUGGGGACCAAAGUGAAACACUUUUUGUUGUUGUAUGGUGUACUUGGCAUGAGAAUGAUUUUGUUUUAUGUUGCUUUAUUGGUACCACAUUAUGAUUUCAAUACAAGAAAUUUGUUGAUAUGCAAACUUAAAACAAA